Raphanus sativus (radish) is the source of this 1500-nucleotide messenger RNA. RefSeq lists its product as uncharacterized. Lineage: Eukaryota; Viridiplantae; Streptophyta; Magnoliopsida; Brassicales; Brassicaceae. The transcript is spliced from 3 exons. The coding region runs from base 314 to 1444 and encodes 376 amino acids. The record is from RefSeq and is a predicted model, not a curated record.
UCAGCGGUUGUGUUUUGAGAUCGAGGAAUGAAGGAAAACGAAGAAGAUGCAAACUCAGAGGCAAUCGAUCGGAUGUCUUUCACAAUACCGAUGAUCUCCUUAGCCUGAGUGAUGCCUGAGAUAGCUCGAACGAGCGUUUGGUUGUCGGAGAGCACCUCGAUUGAAGUGAUUUCCAAGUUGGUGGCCAUGCAAAGAGCUGCUCUAAUCGCCACCGCUUCUGCUACUAGAGGAGACUUGACUGAAGCCUCCACCGCCGAACCUGUGAUCGGAGUUCUGAGAGCUGAUCCCGAGAAGAUCCAACCCAAACCUGCGAAUGCAAACUGUGGUUCGCAGUUUAUCCUCAUUGGAGGGUGUGACGUCAUCACCGUACCUAUUGCUUCCUAUGGAGGUUGUGGGAGAUGAUGGUAUCAACGGCAAAGUGGUAAACUUAAACUACUUCGACCCGAUGAAGAAGGAGACGGUGAAGGUUCGUAACCAGACGGUUCCUGAGAAGAUUUGUACAGAGUCUAGCACCUACAUCGGUUCGUCGCGAGGCUGGGUAGCUAGUAUGAACGAAAAAGACAAGACCGUACAUGUCACGAACCUGUUCAAUCCAACGGUGCCAAAGUCAUCGCAGAGAGUUAUCUCGCUACCUCCCUUUGACCCUAUCAGCUCUGACUCUCAUCGUCCAUUUGUCCCUAGUUGUCGGAUCGGUUACGGCGCAUCUCUCUCCUCUUGUCCUGACCGAUCACAAGACUCAGACUCAUCCAUCACGUUGGCCAUCAAGUGGACGGACUCCAUCUCUUUCUGCAACCUGGGCAGUGGAUCGAAAUGGACUCACUUUCAGCAUUCUCUCCCUGGCGAUUUCGCGUGCUCCCGCGUCUUUUUCUCCGACAGAGAUUCAACCUUUUACCUCACUCCCAACAUUUCUUUCCUCCCUGAGCGCCACACAUGUUCCCAGUUCCAUCAACUGGCUUAUUACCCACGACUAUCUUCUCUUCGUCUCCCGGAUAUCUCAGACACCGAGUACGAGCUUUUGAGAUUGUGUGGCCCCUUCAACCAAAUGGUUCACUCUCCCUCUGGCGACUUAUUACUCCUUCUUUGGUUUAUCCAGACAGAGCAUGAUGGGAAACCCAUACCGUACUGGGUACAGCACGAGAAGAAGGAGGGGCAUGUCGUGAAUAGUACCAAGCGGUUCAUUGUACUCAAAGUAGAUUCCGACAGUGGUUGCAAGUCGUACACGGAAGACAUAGGAGAUGUCUGCAUGUUCUUGGGUCGGAACGAGCUCUUUUGCGUCAAUGCCACCGAUUACCCUGGACUCGAACCGAACUCCAUAUACUUUCCCGAAUACGACACCCCUGGUCGCAUUUGCAUCUUCAAUAUCGCUACUCAGACUUUCACCGAGCUCGCCAAUCUCGGCAAUAUCACUACUCCUCCUUAUUGGCUUGAUCCGACCCUCGCAUGAUUUUUUUUCUUUUAAUAAUCAGCAAAUCCAAUUUUCUUUUUGGAAUUUUGUUAUCG